CGAGUUUUACUUUUGACACCUCAAAAGCAUUUAAAAGCCAUUACUUGCCCGAGCUUUCACGUAUACAGAGUUGGAAGAAAGAGAGAUUGAUAGAGACAUAGACAUAGACAGAGACAGAGAUAGCGAUUGAGCUGAAGAUCCUCCUCAAUGACUAGAUAGGAGUAGAGAGAUCUUCGAUGGCUGCAGGUUCAUCAGAAAUCAGAUCUAAUGCCAAGGUGAAACCCAACCUAGAUUCGUCUUCCAAGGGAAAGGCUGUUCUAUCUGUUAACAAGAAGAAGAUUGAGAGCUCAAACAAACAAUCGAUUGAUUCUAGGAAUAAAUCUUUCUCCUCAGUAACAAAAUCAGAGGUGAAGAAAUCAACAUCAAAUUCAUCGAUAUCCGUCACCAAGACCACAACUACUGUUAAGGCGAAAGGGAAAAAAGUUUUCACUUUGCCCGGCCAGAAAUAUGAUCCUCCUGAAGAGAGGGAACCCCUUAGGAUAUUCUACGAAUCAUUGUCGAAACAGAUACCUUCAAGUGAAAUGGCUGAAUUCUGGAUGAUGGAACAUGGCUUGUUAUCUCUCGAAAGAGCCAAAAAAGCAUAUGAGAGGAAGCAAAGGAAGCAACAACAACUGAGGAUGGGAACCCCCACUAAGCCUCCAAAACUGGACAAACCAGAAAGCUCACAAAAGCAGCAGCAGGCCUCAAAGAACAGUGAUCUAAAGGUCAAGAAAAGAAUAAUGACAGAGAGCAACAGUGACGAUGAUUUCAUUGUGAAGUAUAAGAAAGUCAAGGGAUGAGAAAGCUGAGUUUAAGAGUUAUCCUUGAUUUCUAGCAGUGUAAGACUAAAAUUUUUCCAGAGUAGCAAGGAAAAUUGAUUUAGAUUCAACAUCCAACUUGAACAGAUGAACUGCCAAAAGGCAAGCAUUUUUAGUCAUUCCUACACAAAAGGUAGAUUCAGACAUUCUUUGUAUCUUCUAAUUCAUGGAAAAAGAAAAAAAAAAUUAAUAAUAAGGAGCUGACAUUUGGAUUCUUCUUCA
Molecule: messenger RNA, 1019 nt
Organism: Macadamia integrifolia
Lineage: Eukaryota; Viridiplantae; Streptophyta; Magnoliopsida; Proteales; Proteaceae
Exons: 4
Coding region: 177-779 (200 amino acids)
Source: RefSeq, a predicted model, not a curated record